This is a messenger RNA of Echinops telfairi (small Madagascar hedgehog), 2379 nucleotides long. It is a transcript of the gene ANO10, whose product is annotated as anoctamin 10. Gene Ontology annotation, molecular function: chloride channel activity. Gene Ontology annotation, biological process: chloride transmembrane transport. Gene Ontology annotation, cellular component: plasma membrane. NCBI's taxonomy places the organism in Eukaryota, Metazoa, Chordata, Mammalia, Afrosoricida, Tenrecidae. The transcript is spliced from 12 exons. Bases 10 to 1992 code for a protein of 660 amino acids. The record is from RefSeq and is a predicted model, not a curated record.
UUGUUCAAGAUGAAAGUCACCUUAUCUGCUUUGGAUACCUGCGAGACUUCUUUCACACCUUUAGUAGUCAUAGAACUUGCUCAGAAUGUCAAAGAAGAAACUAAAGAAUGGCUGAAGAACAGAAUUAUUGCUAAAAAGAAAGAUGGGGGUGCCCAGCUGCUGAUGAGGCCCUUGUUAAAUAAGUAUGAGAAAGAAACACUAGUGAAUCAGAACUUAUAUCUUAUCGGUGCUUCCAGUAUUAGACUGCUACUGGGCGCCGAGGCCUUGGGCUUGGUGAAAGAAUGCAAUGAUAACACCAUGAGAGCCUUCACCUACGGAACCCGGCAGAACUUCAAAGAUUUUGAUGAUAACAAUGAUGAUUUCCUCACAAUGGCAGAAUGUCAAUUCAUUGUCAAGCAUGAACUUGAAAAUCUCAGAGCCAGAGAUGAAAAAAUGAUCCCUGGUUACCCCCAGGCAAAGUUGUAUCCUGGAAAAUCACUAUUGAGAAGAUUGCUCACCUCUGGCAUUGUGAUUCAGGUGUUUCCGCUGCAUGAUAAUGAGGCCCUGAAGAAGCUUGAGGACACCUGGUAUACGCGCUUCACCGUCAAGUAUCAGCCCAUAGACAGUAUUCGCAGCUACUUUGGGGAGACGAUUGCCCUCUACUUUGGGUUUUUGGAGUAUUUCACGUGUGCCUUAAUCCCCAUGGCCAUCAUUGGGCUGCCUUACUACCUGUUUGCCUGGGAAGACUACGACAAGUACGUCAUCUUCGCCUCGUUCAACCUGGUCUGGUCCACCGUCAUCCUGGAGGUGUGGAAGCGAGGCUGUGCCUGCAUGACGUACCGAUGGGGCACCCUGGUCAUGAAGAGGAAGUUUGAGGAGCCACGGCCUGGAUUCCAUGGGGUCCUGGGUAUCAAUCCUGUCACCGGCAGGGAGGAACCGCUCUACUCCAGCUACAAGCGACAGAUGCGCAUCUACCUGGUCUCCCUGCCCUUUGUGUGCCUGUGCCUCUACUUCUCUCUGUAUGUCAUGAUGAUUUACUUCGAUAUGGAGGCCUGGGUCCUGGCGCUGCAUAAGGACAGUGAGUCUGAAUGGACCAGCCUCCUGUUGUACGUGCCCAGCAUCAUCUAUGCCAUUGUGAUCGAGAUCAUGAACCACCUCUAUCGAUAUGCUGCCGAGUUUCUAACUGCAUGGGAGAAUCACAGAUUGGAGUCUGCCUAUCAGAAUCAUCUCAUUCUGAAAGUUUUAGUGUUCAACUUUCUGAAUUGUUUCGCCUCCCUUUUCUACAUUGCCUUUGUCCUGAGGGAUAUGAAGCUUUUGCGUCAGAGCUUGGCCACUCUGCUGAUUACCUCACAGAUCAUUAACCAAGUUGUAGAAUCCCUUCUUCCAUAUUGGCUUCAAAAGAAGCAUGGGGUGCAGGUGAAGAAGAAGCUGCAGGCUCUAAAGGCAGAUAUCGAUGCUACACUCUAUGAGCAAGUCGUCCUGGAAAAAGAAAUGGUGACCUAUUUGGGCACCUUUGAUGAUUAUUUGGAACUGUUUCUGCAAUUUGGUUAUGUGAGCCUUUUCUCCUGUGUGUACCCAUUAGCAGCGGCCUUUGCUGUGUUAAAUAACUUCACUGAAGUCAAUUCAGAUGCCUUAAAAAUGUGCAGAGUCUUCAAACGUCCCUUCUCAGAACCUUCUGCCAGUAUUGGUGUAUGGCAGUUGGCCUUUGAGACAAUGAGUGUUAUAUCUGUGGUCACCAACUGCGCUCUGAUCGGAAUGUCCCCUCAAGUGAACUCAGUCUUUCCAGAUUCAAAAGUGGACCUAAUUCUGAUUGUCAUCGCCAUCGAGCAUGCGCUCCUGGCUCUGAAGUUCGUACUUGCUUUUGCCAUACCGGAUAAGCCGCGCCACAUCCAGAUGAAACUAGCCAGAUUGGAAUUUGAGUCCUUGGAAGCCCUCAAGCAGCAGCAGCUGACACUCGUGGCCGAGAACCUGAAGGAGGAAGCCAGCGACCGUGGGAAAGAGCAGGCGCCCUGAGCCCACUGCCUGUCCAUCCAAAGCCUCAGCCUGCUCCAGCUGCCCCUCGUGCUCCGGCCACAAGGGGCAGGGGGCACCGUGACUCAGACCCACCACUCGAGGGCCACCCAGUCCACAGCUUCCCCACCCUCCACCCACCCCUCCUACUCCCCCACCCUCCGACUGCCCAGGCCACACUGCCCCUGGAUCCCCUCUCCACGUUGCCCCUCAAUGGGGCCACUUGCUGCCCGCGCCAAGAACCAGGCCAGCGGAGCGGCUGGGGCAGUGGGCCAUGGGUGACCUGGGGCUGCCCUCACACCCUCUCCUGGCUCACCUGGCAGUGUGCUCACAGCUGCUUCAUCAGCGAACACCAGUAACCUCGCGAUUAAAGGCAACGUGCCCCUCUGA